Messenger RNA from Osmerus eperlanus (European smelt), 2667 nucleotides. RefSeq names its product FAM20C golgi associated secretory pathway kinase a (gene fam20ca). Gene Ontology annotation, molecular function: protein serine/threonine kinase activity. Gene Ontology annotation, biological process: enamel mineralization; protein phosphorylation. The record is from RefSeq and is a predicted model, not a curated record. Gene Ontology annotation, cellular component: Golgi apparatus. Lineage: Eukaryota; Metazoa; Chordata; Actinopteri; Osmeriformes; Osmeridae. The transcript is spliced from 10 exons. The coding region runs from base 931 to 2652 and encodes 573 amino acids.
AGCUGUUCGGAGAGCUGCAAGCUGAACGUAUAUCGCUUAAAAGCGUUUUCUCAAGAUCUCUUUUCAUGCCACUAUCGCUCCUUGUAUGUGAACGCAGCCAAUCUCGUCCCUAUGACGCCGGCGAGGCUGGACUCGGUGGAGUUUGAUUGUAAUAUUUAACAUACCCACCCAGAAAGCGCACUAGAGUGCCCGACUAUCGGACGAUGUCAGGAGACAGCCUAUAGACGGUACGGGACAAGAAAAAGCUAAAAUCUCCACCUGCCAAACAGACCUAGGCUAUUCUCUGAUUCGACUUGAACGCGAGACAGUCAGUGUCAGUUUCCCUUCAGUCGGCUCGCAUCCAGACAUAUUUCCAGGGGAUAGGUGAUCACCUGUUAUUUUGUGGACUGCCGGGCAUUUUUGACACGCAGUAAUUUGUUUCUUUCUGAGCAUUUAUGCUUUGAUACUGGACACUGAAACCUCAAUUUUGAAGAGCGGCAUUGCUUGUAUUCUAUUCUCUGACUUUUGUCAACAAAAAAAGAAAACUGAACAGCACGCACACUUUCAUGCUCAGCAUUUUAGAACGCAGGUUUUGAGGAUGGAACGGUGCUUCUGAUAUCCUAUUUUAAAAACGACUUGUCUAUUUCAUCUGGGCACUUAUACAACGUAAUGAAAGACUACUUAUUGAACCAUUUGCAACGUCGGCUUCUUCACCUGGCAGAAUAUGAAGAAUUCCAGUUUUUGUAAAAGAUCAACGCUCUGUGCGUAAGCACGGAGUUCCUGACAUAACACGGAUUAUGUGCGGAAUGAUCAGAGAAAAUCGUCAAACGAACCGCACAUCGUUUUUAUUGCGUAUUUCCAUUUGACAUCACCAUAGUCUGUAUGCCGUUGUUGUGCACCGCUUCUGCGGCUUGAACAUAGCUACAGAAAAGUAUUUGUAUCCUGUACAAAAUGAUCAAGAUGAUAAUGUUUCGUAAAUUUCGAGUGUUGAUACUAAUGGUCUUUUUGGUGGCUUGCACCAUGCACAUUAUGAUAGACUUGUUACCGAAAUUGGAGAAGAGGGCUGUAGGACCAGACACCGGGAACGGAGGCUGUCUGUGCGCUCACAAUCCUAGCGAGGAGCCGCAGAGCUGGGGGAAGCAACGUGUCAGGUCUGUAGCAGAAGCGGGCUGGCCUAACAAGCACACUCUGCGAAUCUUGCAAGAUUUUAGCAACGAACCGAGCUCAAAUCUCACGUCCCAUUCCCUUGAAAAGAUUACGGCCACUGGAGAGAGAGCAGAGUCUUUCAAGCGGAUGAAACAGUAUGUUGGGAUCCCGGAAAACGGCAAGCCGCUCAUAAGAGAUACAAACGGCGGUAGGACCGUCCCCGCUUCCAGUGUCUCGCGACUCUCAUCUCUGUUCGACCAUCCCUUAUACAAGACUGGCCUGCCGCCUCUCACAGACGAUGACACCUUGUUCAACGUCAAUACUGACAUCAGGUUCUAUCCGAAAGCAGCGGGGAAUCAAGAAUGGCACGACGAGGGUAACGAUGAAGAGGAGGAGUACCCUCCGACGGGAGAGGUGACUGCAGAGUCUUACCCCAACUGGCUCCGCUUCCACAUCGGGAUCAACCGCUUCGAGCUGUACUCCAGACACAACCCUGUGCUGGAUGCUUUGCUGAAGGACCUGGUCUCCCAGAAGAUCACCAGUGUGGCCAUGAAGUCAGGUGGCACCCAGCUGAAGCUCAUCAUGACAUUCCAGAACUACGGACAAGCUCUGUUUAAGCCAAUGAAACAAACCCGUGACCAAGAGACACCCCCAGACUUCUUCUACUUCUCGGACUUUGAGAGGCAUAAUGCAGAGAUAGCUGCCUUUCACCUGGACAGAAUCCUUGAUUUCAGGCGAGUGCCUCCGGUGGCGGGGCGGCUGGUCAACAUGACCCGGGAGAUCCGAGACGUGACUAGGGACAAGAAGCUCUGGAGGACGUUCUUCAUCUCCCCUGCCAAUAACAUCUGUUUUUACGGGGAGUGCUCCUACUACUGCUCCACUGAGCAUGCUCUGUGUGGGAAGCCUGACCAGAUUGAGGGCUCACUGGCUGCCUUCCUGCCUGACCUGGCCCUCGCCAAGCGCAAGACCUGGAGGAACCCCUGGAGACGCUCCUACCACAAACGCAAGAAAGCCGAAUGGGAGGUUGACCCAGACUACUGCGAUGAGGUGAAGCAGACACCACCAUAUGACCGUGGCUCUCGUCUUCUAGACAUCAUGGACAUGACCAUCUUUGACUUCCUCAUGGGUAACAUGGACCGCCAUCAUUACGAGACCUUUGAGAAGUUUGGUAACGAGACCUUCAUCAUUCAUCUGGACAAUGGUAGAGGGUUUGGAAAGCACUCACAUGAUGAGUUGUCCAUUCUGGUGCCCCUGAGCCAAUGUUGCAGGGUAAGGAGGUCGACCCACCUGCGUCUGCAGCUGCUGGCCAAGCAGGAGUACUUGCUGAGCUCCCUGAUGGAGGAGUCUCUGCUCUGUGACCGCCUCUCCCCCAUCCUCAUCCAGCCCCACCUCCAUGCCAUGGACCGGCGCAUCCGUCUGGUCCUGCAGGUGCUGGACGGCUGCCUGGAGAAGGAGGGAUACGCUAACGUGGUGGAGGUUGACCGUGCCAGGGACAGUGCCACACACAGGAACCCGGGACACAGGUAGUGAGGUCUGGGAUGG